GACUUAGGGGAAAACACGGAGAGGAAGGCACGGGCGGCUGCGGGCGCAGGGACCAGCCGCGCUCAGGGGGCAGCGGCCGGGGCCGGGCUGCCCUCCCGGCCCCGCACCGGCCCCCGGCAAGCAGGGCGGCAAGAACGGAGGUCGCGGCCCCGCUCCCCUUCCCCCGGGCGGCCCCUCGGGGGCGGGCGAUGCCCACGGCCGGACCCCCGGCCGCCCUCCCGCCCCCGGGGACCGCCCGUCCCCGGCCGGGCCCGGGCCGGGUCCCGGCGCGCCCCGCCGGCCUCUCCCCGGCGGCAGCGCCGCAUGCGCGGGCGGGGGGGAAGAGAGGAAGCGGGAGAGCACCAGAUUCAAAUCGCUGCUUUGGAGGGAGGGGAGAGAACUGGGGGAAGGAGACAGCCCGCGGGGAGUGGAGCGGUGCGGAGGAGGGAGGAGGAGAGAGUGGGAGGGGAGUGUGGAAGGGGAGUGUGGAAGACUCCAAGGGAACGCGGCAGAAGCCGGGAGAGGCGGCACGGCGGACGGCCGGGGUAGGCAGGGGUGUCAGGGGAAGGACAGGGCGCUUUGGGCACCCACGGCCGCAGCGCGGGGCACCCGGCCCGGCUCGCCCGCCCGCCCGCCGCGCUCCUCGCCUGCCGCCGGCACCAUGGUGGACAGGGGCCCAUUGCUGACCUCGGCCAUCAUCUUCUACCUGUCCAUCGGGGCGGCGAUCUUCGAGGUGCUGGAGGAGCCCCACUGGCGCUCGGCUACCGACAACUAUAAGCGGCAGAAGACGGAGCUGCUCAAGCAGUUCCCUUGCCUGGGCCAAGAGGGGCUGGACAGGAUCCUGCAGGUUGUGUCAGAUGCUGCUGGACAGGGGGUUGCCAUCACUGGGAACAAUACCUUCAACAACUGGAAUUGGCCGAACGCUGUGAUCUUUGCUGCUACUGUGAUCACUACAAUCGGUUAUGGAAAUGUUUCCCCAAAGACACAUGCUGGGCGUCUCUUCUGCAUAUUUUAUGGGCUUUUUGGAGUCCCUCUCUGCUUGACGUGGAUCAGUGCUCUGGGGAAGUUCUUUGGAGGACGUGCCAAGAGGCUGGGCCAGUUUCUGACAAAAAGAGGAGUAAGCUUGAGGAAAGCCCAAAUUACAUGCACAGCUAUAUUCAUUGUUUGGGGUGUCUUGGUUCAUCUGGUUAUUCCUCCCUUUGUCUUCAUGAUGACUGAAGGAUGGAAUUACAUUGAAGGCCUCUAUUUCUCAUUCAUCACUAUCACCACCAUAGGAUUUGGAGAUUUUGUUGCUGGUGUAAAUCCAGAUGCAAACUAUCAUGCGCUUUACCGAUACUUUGUGGAGUUAUGGAUCUAUCUGGGACUAGCUUGGCUCUCACUCUUUGUUAACUGGAAGGUCAGUAUGUUUGUGGAAGUCCACAAAGCAAUCAAGAAACGGAGGAAAAAAAGAAAAGAGUCAUUUGAGAACCAUCCUCGGUCUAAAAAACCCCUUCAAAUGGGUACCUCCAAGGAUGUCAACAUUUUCAGCUUUCUUUCAAAGAAGGAAGAGACCUACAACGACCUUAUAAAGCAAAUUGGGAAAAAAGCCCUGAAGACAAGCAAUGACAAAAUGAUUAUAGUGGAAAAUGCCAAACAAAUGAACGCCAGUAUAGAUGUUCAGGUGACUUACACAAAGACAGAGUCAUUUGAGUAUGAUGAGGCUUCCCUGGAUGUUCAGAAUGGUCAUGUACUGAGACCCCUCCAUGACAAACGUAUUGGAGACAGCCCUCUAGAGGGAACCAUGUUCGUGAACCAGCUGGACAGGAUUAGUGAAGAAGAAGGUGAAGUGUGGGAUUCCAGAGACUAUCGACCCUUAAUAUUUGAGAAUGCCAAUAUAACAUUUGUAAAUGAAGAUGAGGAUGAAGAGGAAGAUGUCUCAGAUGAUGAGGAAACAUCAAAAUCCUCUAUGGAUGAUAAUCUUGCAGAGGAAUCUGAAACUGCAAAAAAAUUCGUUAAGUUUCCAUCCUCUGAUGAAUCUACCUUUACCAAUAAUGAGCUAGAACUUUCUGUGCCUUAUGAACAACUGAUGAAUGAAUAUAAUACAGUAAGCAAUGUGAAGGCUGCCACGUGAAGCAUGCUGGACAAUGGUUUUCUGAAAGCAGUCAGUGCAUAUUGAACACAGAGCAAGGAGAAAAGUAUGUUUGCAGCUUCUCCUGUCUCUUUGAAAACAAAUCAAGUCCCAAACGAAGAAACUCCAGCCUCCUUUGCCAUCCUAAGUUGGCUUCUGAGCCCGUCAGCUUUGCUUUUCUGAAAGACUUGUAAAAUAACAGUUGAAUUUGGAGUCCCACUCCUUCUUUAGAUUUUAUGGUUCUUGAACAAAGUAGAAAAGACUAGUUAAUACACUGGAUCUGCUCUGAGUUCAUGCAUUUCAUUGAGGAAAUAGUUUGGGAGUGUAACUAUACUGUUGCAAGACUGUUUUGGGCAUCAAAUGUGUUCGGUUACUCCAUUAGCCUUUCACCUCUGAAAACCUGGAUUUGAAUCCUGCUUUUAUCACAAAUGUAAUCAAAGGGGUUGCCCAUUGUUACUGCCAAAAACAUGGCACUAGCACGCUGUGCUUAAGGAGAAACCAUGGAUGGAAUGCCAGGACACACAGAUCUGAGCUGAGGUGUGCUGGUAGACUGAGAAGGAAGCUUCUGAAACAUCUCUGUAGAAUACAUCAGUGCUUGUCAAAUUGCAGUGAAUUCUGAUUCCAUAAAUAAAAUACUAAAAUUAAGAGUUCCAAAGGAAUGGAUUGAGAAGGAGCCCUCUAACAAGGAGGAAUCAUCUGGGACGAAGCUCACCAGUUGGGCUGCUGAGCUGCACAUCAGCCCCAGAACUGGAAGACGUAUUGAUCAAAGUGUGUAUGAGCACAAGCAGGAUGCAAUGAACAUUUUUAGUGUUGAAAGUGUCCUUCCACUGCCCAUUUCCUAAAGGAAAUACUUGAAUGAACCUUACAUAGUAUCUGUGUACAGGUGAAGUUUUACUGACACUGACAUUGUUUUUCCUAGGAAAAAAAAAUCACCUUGGGAAGCACAGAUAUUCUCCAAAUGCCCUAAUGCCUGUCAGAAGGGACCUGUAGCACUGCUGCUGAUAUGGGCAGUGUGUUAGUCAGUAUUGUUUGAUGUUCCUCCCUGCCUUGGUACUUCAGACAUGACUUGAAUGGGAGAUGAUUUUUGAAACAGUUGAUUACACUUUCUAUAUUUUUUUGUUUCUAGAGUUUGACCUAUGUGCAUAUACAAUGGUUAUUCUAACCCACUUGAUAGAAGGUUGGGCAAACUGAGAUGUGAUCAAGUGACUUCAGGCCAUAAGGCACUUUUUUUUUAGAAGGAACUUUGGCUCUAAGCUUCUAAAAGUAUUAUCUUUUGAUUUGUAGAUGGGCUACUCACUGGAAGGAAGCAUGUGUGUUGAUAACAUGUAUGCAAAAAUUGUUUUGGCCACAAAUUUUACCAUGGUUUAUUUUUAUUUCUUUUUCUGUAUCUAUGCAUUAACCCUGACAACUCUUUCAAAUGAGGCUCUUGAUUAUAUGCUGCCAAAAGGUACUGACUUCAGUUUUUAUCCAAUAUACUUGGAACAGAAAACAGCCAAGACCUUUAAACCUUAACAGGUCGGAUUCUGCUGAUCUGUUUGAUUUUAGAGUGUUUAAGCCAUUCUGGUAUGUCCAAAAGUUUCCAAAGUUCAGUGAACAGUUAAAAGUUUUCUCAGUCUCGUUUUCAGUGUAAUGCUGGCAGACUCACUAGCUCUGUAAGAAGACCUUAUGGAACCUUGCAAUGCUAAUCUUAAAAUACUGGCUGUUUCUGAUAACUACAAAUAUUGGCUGCAGCUUCAGUUGCUGGCCUGUUCCACAGAACAGGAUAUAUGACAAGCUGGCACUCGGGUUGGAUAGCCUUUAGAUGGGAAGUUUUGAAGUUACCUACUGUGAAACAAGGGACUGUCUUUACUAUUCUGUUUCUUUCCUAGAAUUUUCCACCUAUAUGACUUUUUUUUCAAACAGAAUGUAAACACAAUGGCCAAAUUGUGGCCAACUCAUGUUCACCUCUGUUAUACUAAGCAACUGUGGAGUCAACAUAAUUUGAUUUGUAUUUAAUCUGCAAUUUAUGGUAGUAUUGUUUAAGAGAGAUUCUCAUUUGUAAUCAAAUGUUACUCUAUUUACACUAUUUGGAGCAGAGGUGGCUGGACGAAUUUGACUUGUAUCUGACAGGAAAGAGGGAGAGGCCAUAUCAAGAUGAUUCUUAUUUACUUUUAGUAAGAUACCUAAAUCCCCACUCUUCUAAAAUUACUCCAAACCCUUCAAGAUUUUGUAUCUGAAGAGUUGUGGUUGACAGCUGUACUUUAUAACCAUAAGAAGUGUUAGGUAGGAUUAUGUGCAUGUGUGCA
Prinia subflava (tawny-flanked prinia) is the source of this 4371-nucleotide messenger RNA. RefSeq names its product potassium two pore domain channel subfamily K member 5 (gene KCNK5). The transcript is spliced from 5 exons. Gene Ontology annotation, molecular function: potassium ion leak channel activity; outward rectifier potassium channel activity. Gene Ontology annotation, biological process: stabilization of membrane potential; potassium ion transmembrane transport. The coding region runs from base 641 to 2089 and encodes 482 amino acids. Gene Ontology annotation, cellular component: plasma membrane. The record is from RefSeq and is a predicted model, not a curated record. NCBI's taxonomy places the organism in Eukaryota, Metazoa, Chordata, Aves, Passeriformes, Cisticolidae.